AUGGCAGAUACUCUCCCUCACGAAGUAGGGGAUUCGAUUCUCAAAACCCCCCUGAAAAAUGAAAAGGAACACAGCGCGACCCGUUCAUCAGACCGAGAUAGCACCCUCUUUGAUCCUUCCGACAGAGAACGCUCCCCUUCACUUGCCCCUAGCUUGACGGAGGGCAACAAAGACCAGCAGACACAAGACGAAGACACAGAAGAAAAUGUCGAGUACGCACAAUCUUGGGAGCUUUAUAUCAUCACCAUUGGGCUUUGCCUGGCGGUCUUUUGCUUGGCGAUUGACAACACCAUUCUAGCCACGGCUAUACCAAAGAUCACGGAUCAGUUUAACUCUCUGGGUGAUAUAGGCUGGUAUGGAAGUGCGUAUUUACUUACCUUCUGCGCGUUGACGCUACAGUUCGGAAAGAUGUACACCUUCUACUCGACUAAAUGGGUCUUUUUGAGUGCCCUCGCAUUCUUCGAGAUCGGCUCUCUCAUCUGUGGAGUGGCCCCAAACUCACUUGCUUUGAUCAUUGGACGUGCGAUAGCUGGCAUCGGGUCCGCUGGGCUGUUCUCGGGCGCCAUUUUGAUUCUGGCGCAGUGCGUGCCACUCCAAAAAAGACCCAUGUUCACCGGAGGGCUCUGGAGCAUGUACGGAGUCGCCAGUAUCGCUGGCCCUUUGAUGGGUGGCGCUUUCACAGAUCAUGUCACCUGGAGGUGGUGCUUCUACAUCAACCUGCCUCUGGGGGGGAUCACUCUAGUCUUUAUUACCUUUUUCUUCAAAGCCCCCAAACCUAUCAAGGCCCUUCCAAGCUUCAAGGAUGAGCUCGACCAGCUGGACCUUGUCGGUUCUUUCUUCUUUGUGCCAGCGAUUAUUUGUAUACUCCUUGCUCUGCAAUGGGGAGGGACCGAGUAUGCCUGGGACAAUGCCCGCAUCAUUGUUCUCUUCUGUCUAUUUGGAGUCUUGACCGUUAUCUUUAUCAUUGUCGAAUCCUUUCAGGGCGAAAAGGCUACGGUACCUGGGCGCAUUUUCAAGAACCGCAACAUCUGGGGAGCUUCAAUUUACUCUUUCUCCCUGGGGGCUGGAUUCUAUUCGUUCGUGUACUAUAUUCCCAUCUGGUUCCAAGCAAUUAAAGGCGUCACUGCAACCAAAUCCGGCAUUAUGAGUAUCCCUAUGCUUCUUUCGUGCAUCAUCUUCAUUUUAAUUUCCGGUAUCCUGGUCACUCGCUUCGGACAUUACACUCCACUUAUGUACAUCGGUUCCAUCUUCUUCGCCGUGGGUGCAGGCCUCAUCACAACGUGGCAGGUCGACACCACACACUCGGCCUGGAUCGGGUACCUGGUGAUCCUCGGGAUUGGGAUCGGACUGGGGAUGCAGGCUCCGCUGAUCGUCGUGCAGGCGGUUCUGCCGGCGGAGGACAUUGCAACCGGGACAGCGCUGCAGGUGUUUGCCCAGAUGCUUGGCGGCACGAUAUUCAUCUCUGUGUGCGAGAAUAUCUUCCACAACCAGCUGCUGAAGAACCUGGCCGCGCAGGCGCCGAACGUCGAUGGGGCUAAGCUCGUUGCUGCGGGAGCGACCAUGGUGCGAACGAUGGUCUCGUCUGAGGUCUUGCCGACUGUGCUCCAGGCAUACAACAAGGCGCUUGUACAGACGUUUUACUGCAGUGCCGCGAUGGCAGCGUGUACGUUUAUCGGGUGUCUUCCUCUCUCGUGGAAGCCGCUUAAGGGGAAGAAGAUUGAAGCGACGGCAGCUUAG
This is a messenger RNA of Aspergillus ochraceoroseus IBT 24754, 1737 nucleotides long. RefSeq names its product MDR family MFS transporter. Gene Ontology annotation, molecular function: transmembrane transporter activity. Bases 1 to 1737 code for a protein of 578 amino acids. The transcript is spliced from 3 exons. The record is from RefSeq and is a predicted model, not a curated record. Gene Ontology annotation, biological process: transmembrane transport. NCBI's taxonomy places the organism in Eukaryota, Fungi, Ascomycota, Eurotiomycetes, Eurotiales, Aspergillaceae.